Leptosia nina is the source of this 489-nucleotide messenger RNA. NCBI's taxonomy places the organism in Eukaryota, Metazoa, Arthropoda, Insecta, Lepidoptera, Pieridae. The record is from the annotation of a GenBank genome assembly.
AUGGGACUAUAUCCAUUUGAUUACUGCUGUUUCUGCAUAGACCUGCGCUUGGGCAGUUUGAUCAUAGGAUACAUCAAUCUGAUUGGUAACAUAGCUUUGCUAGUGUUGACGGUGUUUGGUAUUGAAGGCGGGGUACUCCUGGAAUCAUUGAACCUGGUUGGAGCCUACGAGCUUGGCGUCGAGCUGAUCGCUGGAAACUCCAUUCUGUUGAUCAUUAUAGCUAUCUUCAUUAUAUUUACCGUUUUGCUGCUGUAUGGACUUCAUAAGAAUAGAAGGAGUUUCAUCAAGGCGUAUUUGAUAUAUUCAGGAAUUUUCAUAAUAAUAUACGCUAUUAUAUUCUUCGUCGCUUUGGGUAAUGGAAGAACGGGUGCGGCUGAUAUAGCUGAAAAUGUUAUUACAUUGCUUCUCAGCAUUUACUUCAUUCUGGUGAUUAAAAGCUACUACGACUCCGUGCAAGUCCAGGAUGUGCAGGUCGCCUAUCGGCCAUAA